This is a messenger RNA of Fusarium keratoplasticum, 1248 nucleotides long. RefSeq lists its product as uncharacterized. The transcript has 3 exons. Lineage: Eukaryota; Fungi; Ascomycota; Sordariomycetes; Hypocreales; Nectriaceae. Bases 1 to 1248 code for a protein of 415 amino acids. The record is from RefSeq and is a predicted model, not a curated record. Gene Ontology annotation, cellular component: cytoplasm.
AUGGAAGAAUCCAGAGAUAAGCAGUGGGCGAAAGCUUACAUUCUCGAUCCUUUGACUGCUCCUGAACCAAACCAAGAAACUGGCAUUGGAGCAUCUCACAACCUUUCAGCGCAAUUACGCAACAUAUCUCUUGAGAAUUCAAGCCCAAGCCCGAGCCAAGACCGCAGCGAAGAUCGCAAGCACAAGCAUAGAUCAUCAUCUCAUAGCCAUCGACACCGCAGCUAUCCUACUCCUCCUACUUCAGCCAGCCCAACUCGUUCUGACUUUCAUCCCUCGAACCCCUUCUCGGACUCUGCGGCUUCACGACGAGCUCACUCUUCCAAGUCGCUGUCUCCUCCAAAUUCACCCCCAGCCGACUCUCGCCGUUAUCCACCCAACUCUGCAGUCACCCGUUCGUCCAGCGCCCGGGUUCCCCAGCAAUCAAGCCUUCGACCUCCGCCUGUUCACCACCGUAGCUUCAGCGCCGGCAAUUGUGACAUCUCACGCAAGCCCUCGCUAAACCAGCGAUUCCCAGGUGACAUGUCUCAUAGACCACUUGAGAUCCUCAGAAAAGAGGCCCGCGCAGCUGAUCGCGCACCUCAUCUGCGACGAAAGCAAUUGCCUGUUACCGACACCAUUGAUGCUCUUGACACCAUCGGUGGGACAUACCAUCACGGCGGUCCUUAUGACGCCACUCUUGCCAGCCGCAACAGAAACAAGCUCUACUCGCCCGUUGCCGCCGUUCAGGAUUCCAACAACGAGGCUAUCCGUGCCACCCCAAGAGAGUACAUUGAGGACUCUCUUAGACGGCAUAUUCCACUUCAAGGGACUGCUACAAUUCCCAGCGGCGAGCAGGAUUUCCGUGGUGACACAAUUGAAUAUGAAGAAGGUGCCGAUCUCAUGAGAGAACCCGAUGCGGUCGGCGGCGCAUACAAGCGUUGGGAUGGUAUUAAAUACCAUCCUGAUGAUCUCAAGGGAAAGGGAGAACCUUCCUAUACCUAUGAAAAGGACCUGAAGGAAAAGAAGCGUCUACGCCGUGGGGAACCCGUCGAGUACGAAUUGUCAUCAGGCAUGAAGAGUAGCAAGCGCCCUCCCUUCAGCCACCACCGAAGCUUCAGUGAGAGCCCACGAUCAGCACCUUCUCAAGACGGCGCUUCAGAUGGAAACGGGCUUCGCCGCAACAACUCGACAGGCCGACAUCGUCUGAGCGAUGGUCUUCGACGACGCUUUGGUAGUAUCAGGCGCAAGAAGGUCGAUGAGGUCCGAUAA